Molecule: messenger RNA, 1846 nt
Organism: Folsomia candida
Lineage: Eukaryota; Metazoa; Arthropoda; Collembola; Entomobryomorpha; Isotomidae
Product: GTP-binding nuclear protein ran-1
Exons: 4
Coding region: 1095-1757 (220 amino acids)
Biological process (GO): protein import into nucleus; ribosomal subunit export from nucleus
Cellular component (GO): nucleus; cytoplasm
Molecular function (GO): GTP binding; GTPase activity
Source: RefSeq, a predicted model, not a curated record
UGUGCUUUAUUAUUAGGAAGAGUGAUACUGUGCUUCCAUCAUGCGUAAUCCGUUUAUAUACUCGACAAUGCUAAAGUUAUGCUAACCACAUAAUGAUCAUAAUGCCACAUUCUUGACCGCGACCAGUGCAAUUUUUGGAGAUGAGAAACAAUAAACUAAAUUUACAACAUUUUCCUGGAAAUUUGAAGCACAUUACUGUCAACCACGUGUUAGGAAUGUGUCCCCAAUUCUCGGUAAUUCCUUAAUACAAAAUAUACUUUGUAUUUGUAUGUACAUUUAUUUCUGAAACGUGUGUUAAUGUUAAUAAAGUAUUUACUACUAAUUUAUUGAUUCUCCGAGUUGGAUCGUAUGAAAUAUGAAACAUGCCAUUAAUUUAAUUUUGUGAAAUUCCAAUUAUCUGGGGCAAUGAUCUCAUACCUAUAUUAAUGCGUAAAUGUUUACCAUUCAGUGUAUGUACAUACACAGGUGCAUAGGCAUACACUAGUAUGUACAACAAAAUAAUGGUGUGAAUUAUCUUGUAACGACUAUUAUUUAAGUUUUAUUGAAUGUUUAAUUGCAGAAGUUCUGGGUAAUACGAAAUUAAAGAGUGGUCUAGUUUUCAUAAAAGCUUAUAAAAUAUAUUUCAAAUUGUUUUAUUUCUGCUUCUGGGACAGGUAAAACUUUAAAAUUUCGAUACCGCAAUAUUUUAUCUGUACUUUUCAUUCAACGUUUCUCGUGUCGCACACACAUUCGACAUCAUUCAUUUGUGCAGUAUGCAUCUACAAGGCAUGCAAUGAAAUGUUACGAGAAAGGAGAUGGGAAAAAUGACAUUUUCUGCGUAUUCUGCGUAUGUGCAAAAGUGAGCAAAUCUGCAACUUUCCUUUCCUAAAUAUGUGCAUAUGCACACAACGUUGGCUAAAAACGUCGAGUUUGGUGGUGGUGGCACAACGUUGGGCAAGAAUUCACACACUUCAUGCUUUGCUAUGUAAUGCAUACACGACAGAAGAUCACUUUCUUUUGUCCAUUCAUUGAACCAGGUUCUAUUGCUCUGCAAAGUGAAAAUCUUGUCCAAUUUCAAAACUUGCGAAUACAUAGUAGCACCAAAGAACAUAAAAAUGGAACUACCUGCUUCUGCCAACAAAAAUAUUCCAACUUUUAAGUGUAUCCUUGUGGGUGAUGGGGGCACUGGGAAGACCACAUUUGUCAAGCGUCUCUUAACCGGAGAGUUCGAGAAGAAGUACAUUGCAACUUUAGGCGUGGAAGUGAGACCCUUGACCUUUAACACGACCCGGGGGCAAAUUACUUUUAAUACGUGGGAUACGGCUGGUCAAGAAAAGUUUGGAGGCUUGAGAGAUGGUUAUUACAUCCAAGGACAAUGCGCAAUUGUCAUGUUUGACGUCACUUCCAGAGUGACUUAUAAAAACGUCCCGAACUGGCAUCGUGACUUGAUCCGCGUCUGCGAUAAUAUUCCAACAGUGCUUUGUGGAAACAAGGUGGACAUCAAAGACAGAAAAGUGAAAGCAAAAAGUAUUACUUUUCAUCGGAAGAAGAAUAUCCAGUAUUUCGAUAUUUCUGCAAAAAGCAACUACAAUUUUGAAAAACCGUUUUUGUGGCUGGCUCGGAAACUUGUGGGUGAUCCUCAACUAGAAUUUCUCCCCAUGACUGGACUUGCACCACCUGAAGUGCACAUUGACCCUGACAUGAGGAAGAAAAUGGAAAAAGAUUGGGAGGAAGCAGAAAAUGUGCCGAUACCGGAGGAUGAUGAUGACGACUUGUAAUUAUAUAAAGUAUUUAUUGUUAGCAUUAAUAUAAACGAGUUAAAUGUAGAUUAAGGUUUUCUUGAAAUUAAACAAUUUUGUUAAAGUUA